GAAUUAUGGCAGUAAGAGACCUAUAGUCAUAAAAAAAGAAAGAGAAGAUCAAUAUUAUAAAAAGUAGGGCUAUUUAAAAUGAGUUAGGCUAUUUAGUAAUUCCUGACAAUGCUUCUCAAGCACUUCUAUUAUAAUAUCUCUCCACCAGUGUGUCAGUGUGUUGUUUUGAAAGGGCGUUUACUCUAUUGAAAGCGAGCGAGUUGUGUUCAGUUUGUGUUGUGUGAGAUGAGAGGGAGACAGAGGAAGGAGAGGGUGGAGAAAUCUCGGGGGGGGCACAACCCCACACCGGCAGGCCCACGCACGCGAACGCAAGCAGGAAACAAAGAACUGGCAAUGAUGAAAUCGCUCCCGAACCGCAUACUAGGAUCUACAGCGAAACAAUAAAGAAUACUCAGAGAACACUAUCUAUCGUUCGUUGUGUUAUUAUUAUCGUGUAUGUUUAGACUACAUCGUAUUUUAUGGAUUUCCCAUUUUUUAUUGAACUAGUGAAGUUGAUGCAUAACCUGACUAGUGUAGCCGCGACUGAUUAAAUAUACUUGUUUUUUUAAAUCGGAGGAGGACGAUUUAUAAUCGUUGACAGGGGUUUUGUCAAGGCAACAAUUUUACAUGAACUGGAUUGUCGUUGGAUGAUUGUUUACGGACGUGGAUGCGAAUCUACUGGUGAAAAUGGCACACCCAAACUGACCUUUGACCUGAAAGCCUGACCUCCUGACAGGUCAGAGCUCAGAUUGGAAUACUCCCGGAAAUACAGACCACCCUCCAAUAUGUCCCUCCCGGAACCUUCCAUACGCCCCACGUCCCCCUUACCCCCCAGACCGGAGGCCAAACCCCGGCCCCCCAUCUCUAGGAAACCCCCUCCCUCCAACGGAUCCCCCUCCACCCCUCCCAGCUCGGGGAGAGGGGCAGCACAGGCAGCAAUUCCAGAGGUAAAGUCAAGAGCAUAGUGAGCAAGUUCAGUCACCCAGAGACUACACCUACCACCAGAGGAUAUGCUACACCAACUGCCAAUGGCACCACCGUCAAACCUCCUCUCCGGACCCGAGGGCCCAGGAGGGCCCCCACGGUCAAGCCCAAACCGUCCCGUGCCUCCAUCCAGCAGUCUGCGAGUCCAGACCAGGCCCCUCCACUGCCCAUGAAGAGGAGCCGGAUCCUGCGGCAGCAGAGCGACCAGGCCAAGAGGGACACCCCUGGAGGAGAGGAGGGCAUCCCAGCCAGUCGAUCAGCACCUGACGGAAAAGAGGUAGAGCUUCAGCUGAUUGGAGGAGUGGAAGUUGAGCCGGAGCACGGUUCAGGCACGCCCCUUAGCCCAUGCUGCGACCAGGACUGCAGUUGUGUGUGCCACCUCCACCGGCCCGGCAUGAAGCUGAUAUGGGUUCCCAUCAACAAGGAAGAAGAGGAGGAGGAGGAGGAGGAGGAGGAGGAGGAGAUUGUUCUGGAAGAGGAAACAGAGGAGGAGGAGAGAGGAAGGGAGGGGGAGAGCGAGGCAGGGGAUGAGGAGGAGGAGGAGGGGGGGAGCGGUUUGUUGAGUGAGGAACGGGCGGGGCAGAGAUUCAAGAAGGCAAAGUUUAACCAGGUUCUGGAUGUGAUGAUAGCUAAAGGGAACCGUAGAAGGUCAGACCCAGGAUCCCAGGUCAUUCUGGCCUCCUUGGCCUUAAAACGCUCCCAGUCACCCCCCAUCCCUCCUAAAAGAACCCAAUCUCCCCCAAGCCAUUUGAAUGCCUUCAUAGAGGAGGAGGACUCUAUAUAUGAAGCUACUCUACUAAUGGUGGAGCCAACACCCAGAAAGAUCUGUCAAGAACUGGACAUUAAGAAACCGGUCCGUUGGUCAAAACUGUCCUCCAGCAACUCGGAGGAAAACACUUCGAUCCAGUCUGAUUCGGACCCAUCCCAAACCCAGACUACCGAGGACGCCCCUCCGGCCAUCCCACCUCGGGUACCCCUUGCCCAGGACAAGUCCAAAACACCUGGCCACAACCUAACGCCCGUUCACAGGGGGGGUAUCGCCUUACCUCAGCCCACCGCGGAGGAGUGGCGCUCCCUGCACCCCUCAUCCCCCAACCAUUCCUCUAGCCCCAUAGUACCCCACCGGGUGGCCCCUCCACCCCCCACCAGCCCCCUGCUGCCCCACAGAGUCCCCCCACCUCAGCCACCCAAAACGGGCAGGGACGACAGGAGACUCAGUAACAUCUCCGGCCAUUCCAUCAACCAAGCCAUAAAAGAACAAGAGGAGGAUGGACGCACUAAAGGAGAAAAGGAGGACACAGAGGAAGACUGUAUGCCUGUAGCCCCACCCAGGAGAGGAUCCUAUAUUGACUGGGAGUCCAGACUGCAGGAUGAGCCUCUGUACCAGACGUACCGCGCCACUGUCAUCACCAAGGAGAUCCGGCGCCAGACGGUGUGCCGCAACAUCAGCAAGACUAGUGCCGACUACCACAUGGACUGGACUGCCCGCCGUGGUGGCGUGGGCAUGGGGUCGGGGGGCGUGGGGGCGGUGGGCAGUGGUACUAUUCCAUUGCCCACCCCGGGCCAGAGCACCCUGUGGCAGGACAUACCAGGAGUACGGGACAGUGGGGUGCUGGAGACUCUCAGCCCUGAACAGUGCAAGUACCAGGAGAGUAUGUUUGAGGUGUUGACAUCGGAAGCGUCGUACCUGCGUUCCCUAAGAGUUCUCACAGAACACUUCCUGGAUUCCCGGGAUCUGGACGAAGCGCUGAUCAUCCGGGACAGGAAGACCCUCUUCUCCAAUGUCCUGCGAGUCCGGGAGGUCAGCGAGAGGUUUCUGAAGGACCUGGAGGACCGUAUGGACGAAGGUCUGGUGUUCUCCGACAUCUGUGACAUCAUCCACUACCACGCACAGCACAACUUCCCGGCCUACAUCGACUACGUCCGCAACCAGAUCUACCAGGAGAAGACCUACACAUCCCUCAUGAAAACCAAUGUGGCGUUUGCCACGGUCAUCACCCGUCUGCAGGAGUCUCCUCAGUGCCAGCGGCUGCCAUUCAUGUCCUUCCUGCUGCUGCCCUUCCAACGAAUCACACGCAUUAAGAUGCUCAUCGAGAACAUCCUGAAAAGAACAAAGGAGGGGACUACAGAGGAACAGACCGCCUCCAAGGCCCUGGACUCUGUUUCCAAGAUCAUAGAGGAGUGCAACACCCAAGUGGGGAAGAUGAAACAGGUGGAGGAGCUGAUCCACCUCUCCAAGACGCUGGAGUUUGACAAGCUCAAGGCCAUCCCCAUCAUCUCCCAAACCCGUUUCCUGGAGAAGCGUGGGGAGGUACAGGAGAUGGCUAAAGGGGGCAACCUCUUCAACCUGCGUCCCAAGUUCACCCCUGUCUACCUCUUCCUCUUCAACGACCUGCUCAUCAUCGCCACCAAGAAGGGUUCGGAGCGUUUCGUGGUGAUGGACCACGCCCACCGUUCCCUGGUCCAGGUUCAGCCAAUAAAAGAGGACCAGGCCCUGAGCCCUAGCUAUGAACACUGUUUCUGUCUGACUCUACUGGAGAACCACCAGGGACGCAUGAUGGAGAGGCUGAUGAAGGCCUCCUCACAGUCUGACCUGCACAGGUGGAUAGCAGCGUUCCCUAACCCUGGUAACCAUGAUGGAGAUCAGGAGGAAGUCAUCUAUGAUGACUGGGACUGUCCUCAGGUGCAGUGUGUGGAGCAGUACAUUGCUCAGCAGGCUGAUGAGCUCACCCUGGAACCCACGGAGAUCAUCAACGUGGUGCGCAAGACCAACGAGGGUUUGUACGAGGGGAUCCGUCUCUCCGACGGACAGAAGGGUUGGUUCCCCGUGGAGAAUGUUUUAGAGAUCACCAACGAGCAUGUGCGGCGACGGAACCUUCGGGAGCGCUACCGGGUCUUUCAGGCCGCCAGCAUCGUCACCAACAAGGUCAAGACCCUUCCAUAGUGUUGACGGAACGUCAAGGGAACAUUCCAGAAUAGUAAAGACCAUGCCUUGAGGUCAGCUUAAUGGUGACAGAACAUCAGGAGAACGUCAUUCGAACGUUGACAAAAUGUUACAGAACAUUUAACUGGAUAGGGGAGUGAACCAGUGCCUGCUCUGCAUGCUCCCCUGAAUAACUCUUAGCUGUAGAUAUGAGAUUUCUGAGAAGCGCUAUCUCACUGUGGGUUUUGACUAGAGGCGGCUUGACAUUUGCAUAAAGUAGAGCAGAGAUCGUUUUUUUCUCUACCUGCCCACUAGCAGGGUUCUCGCCGUUCACCUUCCCACAGUUCCCCACACAUUUCUGUGCCCUCGUUGAAAAUGAAUGGGGCAGAACUUGCGGAAUUCAUUGUUUGUGAAAACCCUACGUUAUCAUAUCAUGCAAUUAGCAUGUUUUCAUUUUGUACAAAUUACUCAUUUGUUGGAAGUUAUGGGGGAAUGUUUUUUUUUUUUUUAGGGAACUUUAAAGAACCAGGAAAUGAAAAAUAUGGUAGGAGGAUGAUGUACUAAUUUAUUACAGGCAAACAAAAAUGGACUCCUCUCUUUAAUGUUGAGUAUGUAUUUGAGUGAGAGUGUAUAGUAUGAGUGAGAGUGUAUGUUUGUGUGUGUGCGAACCUGCACCUAACCCCACACACUGCCAGAGGAAAGCUCCAGUUGAAAAGUUUCCCUGCAUCAAUGUCAGUCAGGUAUACCAUACCAGUUUGCACGUAUCAGGUGGUAUAUCAAGUAUAGAUCAAACUCUGAAGUGCCUUCCAAUGGAUUGUACUCGAAGCACAAGUCCUACAGCUGUGUUAUCGUCGUCACUACAGGGUUGGAUACAUUUGACUGCCAUUUCUGGACACAAAAAAAGUCAUAGCCAAGUCGCAAACAUAAUGUCAAGACCACAAAACCUGGUUGUUUGUGAUGUACAGUAGUAAUAUUGGUAACAUGGAGCUCUAGUGAAGCCAUACUGUUAUGAUAUCAACAGGUCUCUAUUACCUCUUUAUACAACGGAUGGGUCUAAUACUGAAUGCUGAUUGGUUAAAACCACAUUCCAUUCCGUUUGUUUGAGUGAGUGGGUUUACUCUGGUUUAAGACCAGUGUUCUUAUUAAAACUCGAUCAUGUUUUUCAA
Messenger RNA from Oncorhynchus keta (chum salmon), 5052 nucleotides. RefSeq names its product Rho guanine nucleotide exchange factor 15b (gene arhgef15b). The record is from RefSeq and is a predicted model, not a curated record. Bases 1133 to 3907 code for a protein of 924 amino acids. Lineage: Eukaryota; Metazoa; Chordata; Actinopteri; Salmoniformes; Salmonidae. Gene Ontology annotation, biological process: activation of GTPase activity. The transcript has 16 exons. Gene Ontology annotation, molecular function: guanyl-nucleotide exchange factor activity; protein binding.